Molecule: messenger RNA, 711 nt
Organism: Nilaparvata lugens (brown planthopper)
Lineage: Eukaryota; Metazoa; Arthropoda; Insecta; Hemiptera; Delphacidae
Exons: 4
Coding region: 120-581 (153 amino acids)
Source: RefSeq, a predicted model, not a curated record
ACUCUGCCACAGACUCUGCUCUCCUUGUGAAAAAGAAACAGGAAAACAAUAUUCAGUUAGAUUGCGUUUAUUACAAUAAUAUAAUAUUAUUGUAGACUUAUAAUAUAUUAAACAUUGAAAUGUCGGAAUCUUCAAAAGAGAAUAUAUCAAUGAACACCCAUAGGCUAACAAAACCAAUUUGUCUAAGAGAGCUAACUGACGGAAGAGAAUUCGAAAUUACUGCCGGCGACUAUUGUGAAGAUGAUUAUAAUCUUAGUAAGGAUGAAUUUCCCAUGGAUGAGAUAGAAAAGUAUGUCAAUUUCGAUACAUUGGAUGUCGAUGUGGAUGAGGAAGGCAAGGUUGUAUGCUUUGCCGAUUUGAGGCAAAAAAUGUCUCCAGUUACAACGGACAAGAGAAUAAUGAAAAGAAUGAAAAAGCAAGGGAUGGGAGAAAUGAUAUCGACGCUGGUGUGGUGUAUUACCACUACAGUGCCUACGUCAACCUUCAAGAGGAGCCUUUCGAUAACUCUUAUCUCCGUCGGCACCGAAGACCUGAGAGGCUCGUCUUGGGUAAAGGAGAAGUUCUUAUCGGGGUCGAACUAGCACUAAAAACUAUGAAGAAAGGAGAGGUCUCUCAAUUUAUUGUGGAACCUGAGUACGCUUUCGGGAAGCUGGGGUGUCCCCCAAGAGUGCCUCCAGGUAAAAAUAAUCAUCAACAAUCUUGUUAAUCAAU